Molecule: messenger RNA, 789 nt
Organism: Protobothrops mucrosquamatus (brown spotted pit viper)
Lineage: Eukaryota; Metazoa; Chordata; Lepidosauria; Squamata; Viperidae
Gene: VSTM2B
Product: V-set and transmembrane domain containing 2B
Exons: 5
Coding region: 1-789 (262 amino acids)
Source: RefSeq, a predicted model, not a curated record
AUGGGCACCGGAGGGGAGGCAAGGAGGGCUUUCCGCAAACUUUUCGCUGCUCCUUACUCUACCUUUACCGAAGUUCCUAAAGAUGUGACGGUUAGGGAGGGAGAUGAUAUUGAGAUGCCCUGUGCUUUCCGGGCCAGUGGAUCUGCUUCUUACUCCUUGGAAAUCCAAUGGUGGUACCUUAAGGAACCAGCACGAGAGCUCGCACACGAAUUAGCCAUCAGUGGUCCUGGCAGCAGAAGCAAGGCAACCAGUAAAGACGCAACGAAGAUCAGCACGGUGCGCGUCCAGGGCAACGACAUUUCGCACCGGCUGCGGCUGUCAGGGGUCCGGCGCCAGGACGAGGGGGUCUACGAGUGCCGGGUAUCGGACUACGGCGACGAAGACACGCAGGAUCAUAAAGCCCAGGCGGCGUUGCGGGUCCUGGCGAGCUUGUCGCCUGCCGACGUGCAGGCGGCCGAGGCCGUCUCGCACAUCCAGAGCAGCGGCCCGCGGAGAAGCAGCCCGUCCGGGCGAGCCACCGCCGAGCCCGGCCUGGGAGACAAGCGCCUCCUACCGGCGCAGGGCGAAACCGCCGCUUCCUCUUCCCUCUCCUCCUCCUCCUCUUCCUCCUCUUCUUCUUCCUCGGCGUCUUCGGCGUCCUCCGCCGCCUCUUCCUCCUCCAGCCCCGCGACUGUGGCGGCGGCGGCGGCGGCAGCUGCAGCAGCCUCGUCGGCCUCGCCUCGGCCGGGCUCCGCGAUCGUCCUCCCGCAGCAACGAGGAGCAGAUAUGAAAGUCCGGGUCCACACAUGA